This is a messenger RNA of Emiliania huxleyi CCMP1516, 432 nucleotides long. RefSeq lists its product as hypothetical. The coding region runs from base 1 to 432 and encodes 143 amino acids. The transcript has a single exon. Lineage: Eukaryota; Haptophyta; Isochrysidales; Noelaerhabdaceae. The record is from RefSeq and is a predicted model, not a curated record.
AUGUCCGCCGCCAUGUCGGGCGGCUUCGCAUCUAUGCGCGAGGCCUACGAACAGAGUGAAGGCGCGGCGAGCUACUACGCCGAGCACGGCGCAAAGUAUCGAAACCCGCACGAGCCCGCGCUCACCGCGGCCCUCGCUGCCGCGCUCGGGCGGCUCGAGACGGCUGGCCAGCUGGACUGCUCGACGCGCCGGCUGCGCAUGCUCGAUCUGGCAUGCGGCUCGGGCGAGGCGACGCUUGCCGUCCGCCAGUGGGUAGCGAGCCGAGCAGGCAGGCAGCAGCCGGCCUGCACCGCGGCGGACCCAUUCACGCACCAGGCGUUUGAGGAGCGGGUUGGUGAGCCGUGCAGACGCUGGUCGUUCGAGGACGUGUCCGCCGGCGAGCUCGACGAGGAGGAGCCCUUCGACCUCGCGAUCGCUGUAACGGGCGCCUAG